Cantharellus anzutake is the source of this 1468-nucleotide messenger RNA. RefSeq lists its product as uncharacterized. The annotation marks the transcript as partial. Gene Ontology annotation, molecular function: 3'-5' DNA helicase activity; four-way junction helicase activity; nucleic acid binding. The record is from RefSeq and is a predicted model, not a curated record. NCBI's taxonomy places the organism in Eukaryota, Fungi, Basidiomycota, Agaricomycetes, Cantharellales, Hydnaceae. Gene Ontology annotation, cellular component: cytoplasm; chromosome. Gene Ontology annotation, biological process: double-strand break repair via homologous recombination. The transcript has 17 exons.
AUGAUCCUCACAGUUUUCCCCAAAGUGUUUGGAAAGACAUCGUUCAAGGGAAAGCAGAAGGAGAUCGUUGAAGCCACGCUUCGGGAUGCGGACGUCUUUGUCAGUGCCCCAACUGGGAUGGGAAAGAGCCUUUGCUACCAGCUCCCUGCUGUAGCGGAGCCGGAGGGGGGGAUCACCCUUGUUGUCUCCCCGUUGCUAGUGCUCAUGAAGGAUCAAGUUGCGAAACUACGCGCUUGUGGCAUUGAUGCAUACUCCUUAACAUCGGAGACUCCUACUGCAGAGAAAAAUGAGAUUAUGACCGGCCUAGAAUCCGGACCCGCCUUCAUCACAUUACUUUAUAUUACACCCGAAAAGUUGAUGGUGGAAAGUUUCAUGGGACUUCUGACACCUCUGAAUCGGCGUGGUAAACUGAAGAGGCUAGUCAUUGACGAGGCGCACUGUAUCUCUGAAUGGGGACAUGACUUCCGCGAAGAAUUUAGAAUGCUUGGCCGUUUUCGAGACCACUUCCCGAACGUCCCUAUCAGCGCUCUGACCGCAAGUGCCACUCCAGCGGUUCGGUCCGAUAUCAAAAAGACCCUACAGAUGAGUGAAGAGCAUUUGUUCUCCAUUGUCUAUCCAUUCAAUAGAGAUAACCUCUUCUACGAGGUUCGGCCAAUACCGUCAAUGCCCCAAGAGGCUCAAUUCGAACUCAUUCACGCCUAUGUUCGUUCGCUUACGGAAAGACGGGGUCGCCCAUCAUCCGGAAUCGUAUACGCUCGUGCGCGUGCUACUUGUGACGAGCUUUCCAAGUAUCUGCGAAGGAAAGGUUUGGCUGCGCGGCCAUAUCAUCGAGGCGUGCCCCGUCCACGACUUGACCUUACAUUGCAGGAAUGGCUGGAUGGAGAUGGGUCAUGCGAUGUCGUGUGUUGUACAGUAGCAUUUGGUAUGGGUAUUGACAAAGCGGACGUCCGGUAUGUUAUUCAUUUCGAUCUACCGAAAUCUUUCGAAGGGUAUUAUCAGGAGACAGGACGUGCUGGCCGUGAUGGCGAGCCCGCGAAAUGCAUAUUGUACUACUCUCGAGAGGAAGCCGUCAAAAUACGACAUUUUGUGAAGAAGUCACAGGCGGUGCGUACAUGGCGCGGGCCUGAACCAUCACAAAGGGCUCCAAAUAGCGUUGAAGCGUUGAUAUCAUACGCAGAGAACACUGGAAUAUGUCGUCACGUUCUCAUUUGUCAAUACUUUGGAGAAGUCAUUGAUUUCCAAGACAAAGAUCUAGUGAAAGUCGCAUAUUGUGACAAAAUGUGCGACGUAUGCAAGAACCCGGAAAGGACUCGCCAGCGUAAGGCUGAUCUCGAUAGCGAAGAGUGGAUAUGUUCACAAGUCCCCAGGCUCCAGCAUGAGGCACGAUCGUUGGAGAGCGGUGACGAGGAAGACCAUACCAAAUUUCCUGGUGAUCGGAGGUUUACUGACGUCCAUAAGUCGAAUAUCG